This is a messenger RNA of Laetiporus sulphureus 93-53, 3409 nucleotides long. RefSeq lists its product as uncharacterized. Gene Ontology annotation, molecular function: telomeric repeat DNA binding; Hsp90 protein binding. The transcript is spliced from 6 exons. NCBI's taxonomy places the organism in Eukaryota, Fungi, Basidiomycota, Agaricomycetes, Polyporales, Laetiporaceae. Gene Ontology annotation, cellular component: cytosol. The record is from RefSeq and is a predicted model, not a curated record. Gene Ontology annotation, biological process: telomere maintenance via telomerase; protein stabilization. Bases 74 to 3199 code for a protein of 1041 amino acids.
GCUGAACGCUCACUGUCGUCUUGCGCAAUCUCGUUCCUUUGCUGUGAUCCAUAAGCAUAAAUUCUACUAGAGCAUGUCUGCUGAGUAUGCAGAUGCGACACUUGCGCAGAUCAGGGACGUGAUCGCUCGCCUGCAGUCACCAAUCCCGGACUCGACUGCUCUCCUUCAACUGCUUGCCGCUCCUCUAGCAUGCUUAAGUCUGCUACCACCACGCUUCAGAAGAUAUGAUGUGUCUCCUUUGCCCAAGGAGAGCUUCAAUAUUAUUCGGCACGUUCCGCUGCUGCAGAGAGCCCUAUUGGAACAUGUAGUCCCGACCUGGGAGCAGGUGCUUGUGCAAGAAGACGCAUUUGCCUUGGUCGAGCAAUAUUUCUGCCCUGAUGCCAUGUCGUUCGGUAUUCCAGCUGCGGGACAAGUUGCCGUGCUUGCAUACUCGACCUUACUCUCCUCGCCAGUACAUGAACCCUCCGUACGGCUCCUUGUACGACUGUCUAGAGCGUAUCCCAUAGAUGUGUUACAUACAGUUGUCUAUGCAGGUCGCGACAAGGCCGGCUCUGGAAAGCAACAGAUCACCUGGGAAGACUGCGUGCGGAACGUCGCGGCACUCCCAGGAAAAGUCGCAAAUGUGCUCGGAGCCCAAGGUGCAAUCCCUCCAGAACUCGAAUAUGGCACGUAUGUCAGGAAUUUGAGCGUGCGGAGCGAGUCUCUCAUCGCAGCAUUAUGCUCGAACCCAUCCGGAGACAACGUAAGCUCUGUGAUCUACCUGCUCAACAAGCUCGUCAAUAUUGGCAUCUUCCCUCCUUCCAGGCCCACAUCGCCAUCGCAACCCUCCUUCUUCAAAGCCACGCUGCCAAAGUUGCGCGAGCGCGUCUCGUCAGAUCCGUCCUACCCCGCUUUCUGGCGCAAGUUGCUUUCGUCGCUUCCGUCCAGCCUCACUCUGCAUUCCAUCAUAACAUCUCUCUGCUCUGCCCUCGAGGACAUCCAACCACCCUUGGAUCCCACAGAACCGAAGCGCGCAUUGGUGAAACGCGAGGCGCAGCUGCUGAGAGACCUGCUGGGUAAGCUCACCAAAGACAACAGCGAGCUACUCGAUGCCUUCUCCGCGGUGGCGCUCGGCAGGGAGUGGGGCGAGGGGCAUGCACGGAUAUUCGCGUGCUGGGCCGCGGGAGCCGAGAGCGGUGCCCGAGAUAGAGAAGAUCUGGAAGUAGUGCUCUUCAAAGUCGUGGACGUGUGGGCCAACCCGGACCAGAUCAGGCAUUCCCUCCUCUCGCGACAUCGAUAUCUCACCUCGCUCCUCUUGCUUAUCCUCUCCUCCUUCGGGCCGAAUGAAUCAGGCUCUCCCUCGGCCUAUCAGGCGCUGGCGCACUCGCCGCCAUUCCUCACCAGCAUCUCCACGUACAUCGCGCACCUCGACGCGACGGUGCGCCGCUGCGGGAUGCUGGUCGCGGAGGAGGUCGCACGCGGUGCUGGGAAGAAGCUAGACUUCCGUGACUGGGAGGGGGACGAAGACGGCAAGGACUGGUGCAGGCAGCUCCGCGUGCUCACGGAGGGAUGCGAUGCGGACGCGGAAAUGGAUGCCAUAUCUAACCAAGAGGAUGAGUCCGAAGAAGGGACGAAAUCGGCGACCGCGCCAGCAGCUGAGCAAACGAACUCGCACGGGAAUGUGCCAAAGAAGGUUACUGUGCAGGAGACAGGCUAUGACUCGGACGACUCGCUGACCGGAUACGCCUCGCCUCCGCACUCUUUUCGGUCCCCGUCUCCGACUCCUUCUGAGCUCGAGGAGAUCGAGAAGGACCCUACGCUCCGCGUGGGGCAGAAGAAGGUGCCGCGGCCCGUGUACCUCGCUCAGCUCGGGGAGAUGGUCCGCGGUACAUCGGGCGUAAAGUCCGAGGAGGAGGAGUUUGAGGUGCAGAAGAUUGAGGUCGCGCUUGAUGUGGCAGAGGAGCUGAUCAGGAGAAAGAGGGCAUACGGCACUGAGCUUGAGGAGACUGCUAUCACCCUCGUGCACGGGUUCCUUGGUUUACAGGACAACUAUGAUAUCGAUGAUUUUGAGAAGAAACGUCAGGCGGCGCUGAAUGCUCUGGUUGCCUGCUGCCCUCGCAAAGCCGCUCCCGCUCUCAUCGAGGAACUCUUCAGAAACCAGUAUUCCGUUUCCCAACGAGACGCCGCUCUCAAUGCACUCGCGCUGGGUGCAGGUGAGCUCGCGUCCAUUUCCAUCCCGAGUGUGGUCUCUCCACUUGCUGGAGAUCGCGUCUCGUUCCCCAGCAAGCGCCUCCCGGCUGCUCUACACAAGAAGUAUAUUACGGCGGAUGACAAGCACAACGCGAACAAUGCUGUACAGCUCUUCGUCGACGAUCUGAGCCGCAAGGCCAUCGACAAAGGUGCAGAGCCGACGGCUGAAAAGCUGGCCGCGAUCGUUCGCGAGCGGCAGUUGCGUCUCCGUCAGCCUGACAAAGUGACAGAGCUUCCGUCAAGCAGAUCCGCUAUGUCGCGUCUGACACCACAAACCGCACAGCCAAAACGGACGACGUUCACUGAAGUCGCGGCGGAGUACUUCAUAUGCCCGCUGAUCAACCACUUCUGGCUGUUCCUACGGGAUGAGCACGCCCGCGAGGCUCUAACGGCGCACCAACCUACGCUGCAUCGCUAUCGCGGGGCAGGAACAGGCCUCGUCCUCAACGCAAAGGUCAUGACGAGAUUCCUGUCUACCCUCGCGCUGCUAGUGCACGCGGCUAGGAACGCAAGAGAGUGGCUGGCUAUCAUUGCUCCCGACGCACUGGAACUGGCGGUUACCCUCGGUACCCGACCCAUCUCGUUGUCAGAGAUCGCUGAUGACGAGGACAUGCAAGACGAUGUUCCAAGUGGGGCGAGUGACCGGCCUGGAGACACUGCAGAACCGAAAGAAGUAGGCAAAGAGGCAGCCAUCCUGACGUGCGCAUUGCAGCUCGCGCUGAUCGUGCUCGAUGGAGCGCUUGACCUCGACGGCGGACGCUCGCUGGGGCUGGAGCACACCGCGCUGUUAUUGGGCGCGGGAGAAUGGGCUGGGACGAUUCUCAUGAAACUGAGACGAGGGACGCGGGUGCUUGGAGGAGGUGGGCUGCACGAGGCCAUGCUGAAGAGAUCGGCAGCGGGCGUGGCGCUGAAGGUGGAUGAGCUCAGCUCCAGGUGGGGGCGGUCUAUGAUAGAUCUCGGAUCGUUGUGAUUAUGGGAAGAGGCGAUGCUGAGGAAGGGGUGGCGAGUAUUGGAGGUUGCCUUUGGAUCAUGAUUGACGAGCUGUCGUGCCUUAUCCCAUGCGUUUCUUUGCAGAUUAUUAAGGUGAUGAUGACGCUUGGUGUAGAGCUCUGUAAAGAACGGUGCGCUAGGUACUUCCAGUAAUGUAUGUGUCUGAGGAGUUCACAAUUUGUGCGGAAAA